GAAUUGUUGAAGUGAUUUGCACUCCAAGACGCAUCAGUCGCAACAGAUGCCUCUUUCCAGAACAUGUCAAUGCCGGCCGAGUGUUUUCAAGGGCUGAUCACGAAACAGAAUUGGCGCCACCGUUGAUCAGCAUUAAGGUGGGAAAAAGCCAAGAGGGCGGGGAACAAGCGAGUGAUCCAAGUGAGUGUCUACAACUGAAGGUACAAGGCAAAGAGACGGACAUUAAUCCGUUGUUGCUUGCUGUAUUCAGGCAGAGGUUCAAAUCGGGGUAUGGAAGCCAUUAUUUUCAUGUAAAUUUGACCAUAGCUCUCAUUUUACCUUGUUAGAUCUUCAAACAGCCUAUCGGACUGUAAUACUGCUACGCAUCGGAGAAAGUCCCAACUCCCUAGCAGUAUAUUCUCUACUUAUCUUUCGAAGUGAUAUCACAGUAACUUUAAUUUCCCACCUCUCUCUCUUAAAACAAAGACGGGGCUUUCAAGCUCACUCUGACUUUUGCAUUUAAGCUGAACGCUUAUUUCAAAUCUUAGCGCGAAGGGUUUUCUAUAGUAUGGUCAGGUGUUCUAAAUGUGUCAUUUGACUGGGAUAUUUAAACUGUUUAGAAACGAUAUGCUGUUGCUACUUUUAGCCAUUUAUUCAACCGGCUAAAAUUCACUUCCAAAAAUAAUCACAACUCAUCGUGUAGUACAACUUAUCAACCUUUGUUCUUUUCGAAAGGUUUUCUAAUUCUUUGCACAAAUUCCACGAAAACAGUGGAUACAAUGUGAGGGGAAAAAGGCUUUGGCUUGAUCUCAUAAACCUUAUGACACAUGACCAGGCAGUCAUUUCAGUUCAGUUGUAAAUUAUUACUGUUUUGCGAAUGACCGAAAUGUCGCAUUAUUUGGAUUGGUACAUAUUGGUAGGGCUUCCCUGAUCUUCCGAUUUGAAUCUUUAGCAAUAAAAAAUUCUACAACAUAGACAUUCCAUCGCAAAGAAACUGGUGCUCAGUCGCGUGCAAGUGAAAAGACUUCUUUAACAGCACUCUAUUGGCAGUGAUAAAUUAAGAAAUACAAUAUAAUAGUUUUCGUUCAGGCAAUUGCCAAGGGCUACAUGCUAGACCGAAAAAAUCCUAGUCGCGGUUAUAAACGUCUUUUCUCUCUGGAAAAUUAGUUUUUCAAAAUAUCGACAGAGAGCGUCAAAGUUAAUGUUACCUCAAAGCUGUAGAUUGACCAUUAAUCAAUUUCAUUUCUGACAAUUUCGAUUUGAUAAAAUCAGAAUCGUUCAACCAGGGGGUCUGUAAAUCAGUUUCACUCCCUGUGAAUACUCUUGUGAAUUAACGAUCUUAAAAUUAUUCAAUUAUUCUUUAUAUUUCAACUAAGUGUAUCAGUGCUUUGAGGGUGGGGCAGUAAUCCAAACUUGUUUUUAGUAAAUUACUGCUUUUGAAGUUUCCUUAUUUUUAGCAGUACAGUUUAUUUAGAGCAGUCUCAAGAAUUAUUUGAAAAUCGCACACAGUGAAUCCAUAUCGUUUUAUGUAAGAUGUAACAGUUUAUGUUCUUUAUUUGAUGACAACAUUUAAAAGAGAUAGAAGAACGGAGCUAAAAUUUCAGUUACUUGGAAGAGACAAGUUCUGAGAGUCUUGCGAAAUCUAUAGUCAUGGUUAAUGUUCAGACGUUACGAGAUUCCUCACAGACUUGCAAGUAAUUUCCUUUACUCUUGCGGGACUAAAAUAAGCCUUCCUGUUGCACCUUAAAUGGUGUUCUGGUGGUUUUUAGAUUUCUACUAAUAUCUUCCCUUCAGGGCUUCAGGGAAGGUGACCACUGCAUAAUACAUUGGCAGGAUUUUUACUUUUUGGAAAAUUUUCCCCUAUCAGCAAUAAUCUGUCUUUAACAAAAACAUCUAGAAGCCGUGAUUUGUGCGCAGUAAGAAAAAGAUUAUAAGGUUGUAAGGUGAUUAUGUCUUGAUGUAACGACACUUCACGUUGCUAGGUGAGGUAGAUGUCUGAGGGGCCCAGUAAAGUAGAGUACUGGUUGAUAUUUUUGGAUUAGACAUAAUAUUGAGACAAUACGAGCCUUUAAAGCGUAAGUGUCUGUCUCUAAGGGUCGGAUAUUGGUGGCGCUUACCUUUCACUCAAAGGAACUCAGUCGUUAGGCACAUUAUUUCAUCGAUAUUUAUUCUUCUCCGAAACCAUCAACCUUAAAAAAAAUCUUUCCUUUGCUGACAUUUUAUCUAACAUGGCGAGCUUGUGAGUAAACACCUGUUGAGACAGAGGCGUGUGAGCACUUGGGUUUAUCAAAAAUGGUUUUUAUCGAAACACUUGAUUGGUUUGUUUAUACCAAGCAUAUUUCCCAUAGCGAUUAGAAGUAAUUUAAGAAACAUAACCUCGAAAAAGGAGUUGCAAUGUUCCAUCUCUAUAAUUGUCAUGUGUCGACUUAAAAGCAUUUUUAGAGAGUGUGUUUUUCCGUGGGAGUCAUAGCAGAUUGAACACUCGAGUUGUUACGAACAAAGUUUGUGGCGCGUUGCAACGUUUAAAGGUUACAUUAUUUAAAGGUUAUGGGACUUUGAGGUUGGAAAUUUCAGUUCCAGCAACAGCACUGUCGAACAACAUUUAAGGAAAUAAUUAUUUUGAGUAAGUCAACUUUUAUCUAGUCAAGGUCGCCACUGGGAACCUCAGAUUAUGAUUAGUUAUUGUUAAGCUCUGAUUUUAACAAAACACAGGAUAUGGAUCCCAAAGGUAAAGGUAAAGGUAAAGAAAGAAAGAAGUAAAUGUUAUUUGUACCAAUUUGCCUGUGACACGCACAUAAAUUGAUCAAUUACAAAUCAUUUAGUAGGAAAUGCAAUUAACAGUCGUUGCAAUGCGACUCCGAUUUUUUGUUCGUAGAAAAGUUUCAGUCCGUCAGGUCUCUGUUGACUAGUGCCCAAAAUUUGCGAUUCGAAAACAAAACGAAAUUCGCUGUCUGAUGAUUUGAAAGUACUUCAACGACUUAUAUUUGAGUAAAAACACCGCAGUAUCAUUUAGUUCAUGGUCGACAUCUGCUGAGGCAGAUGAUUGGUGAAAAUAUUCGCUCUGUGCCUUCCUCUUUUUCAUUGAAAAUUAAGAUAGAGUUAAAAUGUAUGGCCAGUGCAUACUUGUCUUCAAAUAAAAUACACAUACACGCGUAGUAACGGAAACGUUCCGGCUCUUUAAUAGCUUUAAUAGCGACUUUCGUAGCUUUUAGUCGACUUGAUGGUCCUUUUUCCCAAGCUGCAAUCACGGGGAAACAAACGGAAAUGUUCAAUUGCUCGAGGUGAUAUGUUCAGACUUACAUCUACCAUUAUGUUACUAACUAAUAACCAUCAUUAUUAGCUUUAGUUUAAAAAAUUAUCUUCCUUUUUCGUUUGGUAUAUAUAUAUAUUUUUUCAAGUAUCAACGGAGAGGUCAUAUUUGAAGGUGUUUACUUUCUUUUUUACUGUGGAUGUUAAUCUCCCGUGCAAGCCUAACGUCUUUAGUUUGAAUGUUAAUGCCUGCUACAUUGAUGCGCCCCAGCAGACAUAUUAAAAUCCGCCUUUAAACUCAAGUCCAUACCUAGAAAAAAAGGAAGUAAGUUGAAAAGUUAUCAGAACAAAGCUCUAUGUCACCUAAAAAAAGAAUUCAUAUUACUUUUCGAAUCCGGAAGUAUAUAUUGUUUCAAUAUCCACUAGAAAAAACGUUUUCAAAUACCGUUAUACAACAUCGUCUAAGAACCAAAUUGCCUUGUUGAAAUCGAACGUUCAGAGUUAAAUUCCAGUCAUUUUUCUAGUUCUCUGAAGUGCACUGUUAAUCCCCGCAAACUUACAGUUGUCUAUGCGUCAGUGUCAUUUAGCUUUUACGUUGACACUAAACCAGUCAAAUUACAAGUUUAAAUUGUUGAUGUUUUCCGUUCAGGACAUAUGCAGAGCUGGCUAGAGCCAAUUCGAAAUAAACAAGACACUGUUGAUUCCGGAAAUCAUCAUUGCCGAAGUAACUAUUCCAUGAAUUAAUACCGAAAUCCUAAAGUUAUUUGUAAUCUUUUCAACUUAUUACUUCCGGUCCUUCACCUCGUGAAUGUAUUUAGAAAAAUUUAAUGGAUUUACAUCUGAAGGACGGGCGGAGUUACAAGAUAACCGUGGAUUUGAUGAAGAUUCGGAAUUUCGGGAAUUAAACCGAACUAUUUCAGUUCAGGUUGGGUCUGCCCCUUACCUCUACAGAAAGUUAAGCUGCCAGAAAAAAUGUAUGUCAAAAAACACAUUCACACAUGGAAUGCUAAUGCUAGCGAAAUGCUGUUGUUGUUUUUCAAUUUUUUUAAAAAAAGUUACCGACUGGCUAUAUGGUCAAAGUAGAUUUUCUCUAGCUCUAUAUCCGAUAUAAGGAGUUUUCAUCUAUAUUUUAGAAAAAUUUGAAACGGAAAAAAUCAACUGCGAAGUAACUUUUCGUGAACUUGAUACCGAGAUCUAAAAAUUAUUUGCAAUACUUUCGUUUAUUUCUUCCGGUCCGUCAACCCCUAAAUGUAUUUAAACAAAUUGGGUGGAUUUACAACUGAAUGACGGGCGGACUUACGAGAUAUUUGCGGAUUUGACCACGACUUGGAAUUUCAGGUAUUAGGACUGAAUAUUUCAGUUCGGAUUGGCCCUUGCCAGUUCCCCUCUUUUGCAAAAAUGGCAGACGAAGAUGGUUUUGACAGAAAGUUAAGUUUGGCUGGGAAAAAUGAAAAUAUAUAUUUCGAAAAAACGCUUUAAUAUUUACGUAAAGGGAUUCUAAUACAACCGAAGUAUUGCUUCUGUUUUUAAAAUUGUAAAGAAAGUUAUCCGCUAAUCAUAUAAUCAAGGUGAAUUUUAUCAAGCUCCAUAUUUGAUACAGGGAGUUUUCGUCCGUAGUUUACAUGAAAUUAGACCUGAAAAUUGAAAACUUUCUCCGAAAAGCAAAACAGUCCAGCGUUUUACUGAAAAGAGAGGGACAAAGAGGGGGUAGACUGUGAUUUUAAUCAAGCCGCUGUUUUCGAACUAAAUGCUAUUUUUAUCGGUCGUAGUUUUUAUAACCCAGAUAAUUAAAAAGCAAUAGGAAGCAUAGAUGACUAGACGCUGCGCCAGCACAAAUGAUAACAAGGGAAAGGAAUCUAGGGUCGUUUAAAAAUAGCUUUUGAUAUAUUGACUUUAAGUGAUUUGAGCUAGCUAGAAACCCAAACCAAGCUGUCCUCUGGCGUGGUUCAUCAAAGCGAUUCGUUCUCCCAAAGUUCAUUGUUUUGUGUUUUACUUUUAUCUUUUUCUAUUCUCUUCAAUCGCUUUUGUUUGUUUUAGGGUUUUUUAAUUUUAAUUCUGUUAAUACUAUUAUAUUUAAACUGGCUUUUUGACAAAAUCCAAGUGAAAUAUUCAACUUACGCAAGAAAGCUGAAGAUUUAGUGCGCUUACAGCAGUUUAAGUUUUAAGCUUUUUGAUAUAAAGUAUUUAAGACUUUUUAUUUAAGUUUCAAAACAUACAUACCUGUGAGUUAUCAGAUCGGUCGAAAAAUUUAUCUAAGAUCUCCAAGCGGAUAAACCUUAUCAUAUGUGGUCGUUCCCGUUCGGCGGAUUAGAGCUGAAAUGUUGAAAUUAGUCUCUAGUAAAAUCUUUGUUGUCGCCCAAAUCUCAAGUACAAGGACAGUUAUGACUGGAUUUUCUAAUUGCUGUUAAUUUGAUUAUAUUCAUCCAAAGCGCGAGAAAACUAAUACUUGAGUCACUCUUAUCCAGCCGAAGCGUGCCGAGGUGUGUUAGAAGUGUCGAAGGUUCACGACCGUUUCACUUCGAAGUUCGAUGAGAUUAAUAGGGCAAGUGAUUGACCAUCGAGAGUUCUGUAAUUGUCUUUUCUUAAGUCACGAAUGUUCGUUGCCACUAAUUAAACAUGAAAACCUUUUAGUAAAACUACUACUCGUUGACAUUCGCCGACAAAUUAGCAAGACUGGUGGUUAUAAAGCAGUACAGCUUUGUUCCUGCUCAUAGUUGCUAUUGUUUUCUAAUGACGCCCCAGAGUGCAACAUUGAUUGGUCACAAAUCGCUGAGUUUUGUGUGUUUUAUUCCCUUCAUAAGGUGCACUUGUGGUUGCCGAUUUUAUCCAGCGAAAACCUUACCACCAGGGGUCCAAAAAUGCCAGAGACAAGCCUGAGGGUUUCGAUAUUCGAUCAAGUUACGAAGACGACCUGAUAUUUGCUACGAUGCAGAGAAGUUUGUUCAGAUCUUUUGGUGAGUCUGAUGUGAGUCAAAUGCUUUGUCCCUCAUCAAUGAGGAACUAUUGACGCUGAUCUUACCUUACGAAUCCAGGCUUGUCGCCAACAGAUCGGCAGCUUUUGAAAUAGCUUGGAGUUCUCGCUUCGUCUAAGUAGUUGUUUUAUUGUUUUGUAUUGUCUUCUUUAACGCUUAUAACGCAAAGUCAAUUGAUGUUGUCAUACAGCGCUACGUGGUUUUCGUUGCUUACAUAGCAUUCCCUCUUUCCUUCUAGUACAUUGAUGAAUCCAAGGUUAUGAAAACUGCAUAUUUCUUUAUUUUCUUAAUUAGAGUGAUCAGCGACACCAUUCCUCCUGAGAACGUUCUCGUACCUUAGUUAAAGCUUCUCGAAAGAGAGAUGAGAUCCCACUUGUAUCCGCGUGUUUGUCUCUGGCCGAAAGUGCCUACUGUCCCACAAGUAUAUUUUACUUUGGCGAUUAUUUCGUUUCUUUGUGGAAACCUUCUGGCCUGUGGUCCUGGGCCAACCGGAAGAAAUACUCGUUCCAGGACUCCGAUGAAGUUUCGACAAAGAAUCCCUGAUGUGGAGGAGACCUCAAUACAAGCCAGUGGAGAAUAUGUUGGUCGAGUAAAGAGAAGUGAAUUGGAGGAAAAUUUUAACCCAGAUAUCGUUUUCAAAAACGACGAAAAAAAUGAAGAUGAUAGAAGAAUGACCAAGGUAACCGCUAUUGCAAUUUUGGAUUAUUUGAAAAUUAUAGGACUAAAUCCUUAAGUGAAAUCAAUCAAACGUUAUGGUUUCAGUACCCAUACAUGGAUUACUUGCUUCAUUUACGGCCAUACAUGGACAAAUUCGCCAUAUUCAGGAUGCUAUUUUCAUGCAAUUCUAACUGUCAAAUGCUAAAUGCUAACGAUAGUUAGCAUUAACCGGUCGAAAGUAAUCAUCUUUAUUGCGUCGAUCCGAAAGUGUCGAUGAUGUGUUAUUGGUCGCAAAUUUUGCACGGGUUAGAAGUCCAACUCCCAGACAUAAGACUACCGAUGAUGCGUGGAUUGAGUUCACGAAUCAAGUUUCCUAACCGAGAGUUCUGAAGUGCUGAUGUUAAGCUUUGUUUUGUUAAGUAGUGGUUAUUGCUCUGCUAUUCAUGUGUUUUUUCAAAGAACGGUAUUUCCUGUCCUAUUAGAGCUUACCUGCUUAGUGGAGCAUUUCAGAUAAUCAAAGCUUUUUCUGGGCAGUGUAUGUCGAUAGAAUUACAGCUUAUUUUUAAUAAAGAGCAUAAUAAACAAUUGCAAGCGAUAAUUCGAUUAUCAACCAAGGACACUGCAAUAAGAACAUAAUUGACUCAUCAAAAUAAUGGUUGGGGACUGCAAGAAAGCGCACGGGCUGGCUUCAGUGCUGUUAUCUUAGAAUCUAAAGAGCUCCUGGGGAAAAUAUUUGCGGUGUCCUUGUAUAGCGUCGACGACAUGCAUGUUCAUCGAUAGCACCGUAGGCUUGCUAUAAGUCAUGCACAGAUGUCAAUUUAACUAUGGUAGCUUAUGCCCUUAACACGCUUUGCUUGUUGUUUACUGUUACUUAGAAUUGCCAAGACAAACUCGCCAUUUUAGCAUCUGCCGUGAAAACAAAAUGGGGAGUAAGACUCCGAGUUAUCGAUGCUUACGAUGUAGAUAGCGGCAGAAAAAGGCACCAUGGUAAGCACUCUCUACACCAUGAAGGACGAGCUGUCGACAUAGCUACGGAGGACCUUGAUAAGAAUAAAUACCCACAGUUAGGAAGGAUGGCCAAUGAGGCUGGAUUUGAUUGGGUUUAUUAUGCAACUAGAGGCUACAUUCACGCAUCUGUUAAAACUGGUAGGUAAAGUAUACAUACGAUACUGACUCUCAUAGCUGUAUGAGCUUUUUUCGGUUUAACUCAGAUCCUGUAGGCCUAUUGCUUCCCUUCCCAGAUAGGUUAGUUGCUGGUCUUAGUUUUUUAUGGACGUGGCAUUUAUUCAUUUGAGGCCAAAUACCUGUCAUAUUCGUUAUGGUAUACAAGAAGUAAGUUAAGUGCCAAAAUACAAAUAUCAAUAAAGUAUGGUUAGGCUUUGAAACUUGAAAAGUGUUAUUCAAAGGCAAGCGGUUAUUUGUUUCAAAGUUAUUUGAAAGAGAAUUUGAAAAAUGAAUUACGUCAUUCUGAUUGACUGAUUUAAUGCUCUCUUUUUUAAAAGAAGAUGCUGAACAAGAAAGGCUGAGUUACAACUGCUUUCCUGAAACAGCUUCUGUUCACCUCGAAGGAGGACGUACAAAGACUAUGAAGGAGCUUAGAAUUGGAGACAAAGUUGCGGCCAUGGAUACAAGUGGUCGCAUAGUUUAUAGCAGAGUGGUGACAUUUCUAGACAUCAAACCCAACACUUCUGGUGAAUAUAUAUCCAUCCAGACAAGAAACCCUGCGGCUGAAGUGACAAUUACGGAAUCGCAUUUGAUCUAUCAGCUAAACAAACAUUCGCCGCUGGAGUCGGUGCGUUUUGCACGGGACUUAAGAGUCGGAGACUUUGUUUAUAUUCGAAACGGUGCUGGUUUGGAGAAAUUCACAGCUGGACGCGUGAAUGGAGUCAAACGGAGCACAGCGAAGGGGGCAUACGCACCACUCACGGAAACUGGAAACAUCGUAGUUGAUAACGUCCUCUGCUCGUGUUAUGCCGUGAUUUCCAGUCAUGAAUUAGCUCAUUGGAGUUUCGCCCCAUUGAGGUUUGCAGAUUGGCUGUUCCCGGGUAUCACUGCUCACAGUAGCUCAGGUAUGCAUUGGUAUGCAAGAAUCCUUCAUAAAAUUUACACAAGUUGGUAUGACAUUACCUCGGGAAUCUAGGUAAAACUUCCAAAAGCUAAUCCUUUCAUUAUGGCACCUGUGAUCUUGACCAAGGCGAAGUCAGUGGAUAUCGUGUGUAGAGGCUAGAAACGACUCUACGUGCCGCUUCAGUUCACAGCAAUGUGGUUUAUUCUAUGUCGACUUCAAGAGUAAUUACGUACUUGGCAGUAUCAAAAUAUCAGAAUCAGCAAAGACUGCAAGGUUUCCAAGAGGUGAAACCUCGUAAAACUGCAUAAUUCUCAGAAUUCCCAACGGGACUUAAUGAGAGUGCUGUGAUCAAUUUCUCGGCAUCAGACUUUUGUAUUCUAAAUUAUUUGAUUUUUAUUGAAUAUGACUGUUAGAUACAAUGUUAAUUAGGCUAAUUAUGGCCUGUCAUUGGCACCCCGCUGACAGCACUUACCAGUUCGCUUAUCAACUCUUUACCUUGGCGAACUUAAGCUUAAGCCCGCAGCUCAGCAGAGGAAGCUUGUAUGAUGUAUACAAAGAGCGUUUAGUUUUAUGUAAUAUUCUGCAUGUUAUGGGUAACUUAGCAAAAAUUUACCCAAGCAGUAGAAUUAACAAAAAUAUCAGAGAGGUUUGAUUCAUUGAGAAAAUUUAUUAUAUGCAAAAUAACCCUGAUGUAAAUAGAUAUUGUAUUAAGGUGCUUUGAAUUGGAGCCCUGGCCAAUGUUCGUAAGAAGCUCUUUUAUUACGGUUUACUUUUUUGGACAAUCGAUCAAGAAAACCUUUUUGUGCUCUCUGUCUGGUAGUUUGCUCGAUAGCGUAAAGUUCAUCUACUCAACACACGAAAUUCCUAAAUGAGUAAUUCCUCUUAAGGUUAGGAGAAAUGAUUAUAUAAUUUUAUUUUUUUCCUCUGAGGAACGAAUUGCAGUUAGUUGGUUUAUACAAAUACCUUUUUUAUUGUAUUUAUUACAAUCCCACUAAAACAAAACCGUAGAGUUUUAGAUGAAUUUAAACAAUUUAAAUAAGAAAAAAAAAUCAAUAUUGCAAAAGUUGAAUUAUAUGCUAGAAAUGUGAUUUGCGUCAUGUUAGUUUCGUCUCACCAUAAUCUGUCUUGAUCGUAUCUAAUGAAUUAAUGGUUUGACUAAGCUUUACAGAAAAUACUUUGUUACGAUACCGUUUGAUAUUGAUCUAAGCACUGUUUUGUUAUAAACCAUUUGCAGAUUCCUCAAAAUGGACAUUCCAUCACGGUUGAAUUUUUAUCGAAGACUCUGAUCAUCAAAACAAAUUCUUGAAUAUAGUCGCACCAUAUAUAUGGACUUGGGUUUAGAAGGUGUUGCAUUGGUUUAAAACCGGGAAAUGGGGUGGUAAACAGAUAGAUUUCCAUUCCAUUGUAAAGCACAUGACAACCAAACAAUAUUGCUGGCAAUAAACGCGAGAGAGCAUGUAACCUGCUUCCAACGGUGGAAAAUCUACUUAGUUCUUAGUUCAUUCGUGAUUGGCUGAAAAAGCAUUCCUCUUCGAUUUACAGAAUAACUAAGAGACUAUUAUGUACGUUUUUUUAACGCCAGUUUGUAGCCUUUACAAUUUGCUUCCAACUUCAAAGAAAAAUAUUUGUCAGCAAAACUAAGACCGGAGUUUUUUAAAAAAAUUCACAACUCAAAUGUGAAAUCUUAAAAGCAUUGUAAUUAUAUAGCUGUACAUUAAUAAGAUUUUGAACGCCCUAAAUAAACAACUGG
Messenger RNA from Pocillopora meandrina, 10675 nucleotides. The record is from the annotation of a GenBank genome assembly. NCBI's taxonomy places the organism in Eukaryota, Metazoa, Cnidaria, Anthozoa, Scleractinia, Pocilloporidae.